CAAGCUCAUUCUAUGAUCGAAUGAACACUCCCAAAGAGUGGAUAAGGAAAAUGAAGUUUUAUGGGAAUGCCAUAGUAUGUGCGUUCACCCUGAUCGCKAUCGCUGUGGAGAGAUAUCUAGCAAUCAUGAAACCAUUUUACCACAAGGUUCAUGUCACCAAGAAAUGGGCCUGGAAAAUUGUCGUUGYUGUGUGGUUGCUCUCUGGAGCUUUCACMCUUCCAGGUUUCUUUCUUCUGCCGCCGACAAGAGARAAGCGUCAUAGCUUAGAAAAUGCGAGCRACGUUCAAUAUAACACUACCAAGCGSCCUUUAGCGCUGCAAGAUCCAUUGAAGGACCUUCGUUUUGGUUAUGAAAUCACCCURGUUUGUGCUUUUACUGUUUUACCARCCCUAAUAAUGAGCAUUCUCUAUGGGCGYAUUAUACACCGCGUGUGGCUGAAGCCAGAUUCACAGGGCACGAAUGCAGCCAUUGUAAAAGCUCGUCGUAAGAUGACAAAACUGUUAUUGACAGUAACAAUAGCGUUCUACCUUUGCUGGUGGCCUGUUUUGUUUUAUAUUAUCGACGAUAUUAGUAGUGAUAUUAAAAACUGGAUGGUGCUUUUCCCGUUGCUAAGCACCUGUUUGAAUCCAAUCAUCUACAGUUUCCACUCAGCCUCGUUUCGUAAGGGAAUCAGGUCAUUGUGUUGCGCAUGCGCUUGUUGCGUAUCCACACGAGUAUGCACUGUGAAUAUCGUCGAGCGUGAAUUUGCAGUGAGGAAAGGAACAGCGACAUUUACUUCAAAUCAGAACCUCAAUAUGACUCAACAACGAGUUCUUGAGCAAACACAUAAAACGGAAUGAUGGGAUUCUUCAGUUUCCAACAAACAGACACAACGAUUGAGCUCAGUUGUCAGUCGUCGCGAUUUUCYAGCCAAACUUGRAGUAUCGCGAGCUAGAGAGUCUAGUCUAGUUUUGUGAGAAAGCUGAAUGAAAAUGAUAGGAUUGUGAAUAUACUUGCGGUUGUUUUGGUGGCAAUAGUAACUUUAUUAUCCGUGAAUUAAGCCAAAUCAUUAGGGACUG
Exaiptasia diaphana is the source of this 1058-nucleotide messenger RNA. RefSeq names its product RYamide receptor-like. Gene Ontology annotation, biological process: G protein-coupled receptor signaling pathway. The record is from RefSeq and is a predicted model, not a curated record. Gene Ontology annotation, molecular function: G protein-coupled receptor activity. The transcript has a single exon. NCBI's taxonomy places the organism in Eukaryota, Metazoa, Cnidaria, Anthozoa, Actiniaria, Aiptasiidae. Gene Ontology annotation, cellular component: membrane. Bases 21 to 839 code for a protein of 272 amino acids.